AUGGACUCAGUGGACCAGAAUUCCCCACGAAUGAAUGAAUCACUAUUAGAUGAAUCUGGUGGCGAUGGUGCCGGUCAAACGGCUCUCCCAUUAUCUCGGGUAAAAACAAUCAUUGCUACCGUUCCCGACGCUCUCCCUCCCUCAUCUGAAGCAUUAUUUUGCGUGGCUAAAGGAGCUGAAUUAUUCAUAGAACAUCUAGUCAAGAGUGUCGCUAAGCAAUACGGCGAUAAUGUGGAUUACGAUGAAGUCGCCGAAUAUGUGCUGGAAAACGAUGAACUGGAGUAUUUGCAUGAUUUCUUCCCUAGGAGGUUGACUUAUGAAAUGGCGCUUAACAGAGUGAAAGCUCGGGAGGAGGAAUAG
Molecule: messenger RNA, 360 nt
Organism: Strongylus vulgaris
Lineage: Eukaryota; Metazoa; Nematoda; Chromadorea; Rhabditida; Strongylidae
Source: the annotation of a GenBank genome assembly